AUGUACACCAGCUUGUCGGGAGGGAGUCCUCCCAAGAAGAGCACCAGCUCGUUGGGAGGAAUCCGUUCCUACAAGCUGGUCUGUGUACCACCUCUCCGGGAGGAACCCCUCCCAACAAGUCUGGUCUGUGUACCAGCUCGCCGGGAGGAAGGCCUCCCGAGUAGCUGGUCUGUGUACCAGGCUGAGGGGGGGGGGGCACUCCUCUUCACUCUCUUGGCACCGGGUAUCCCUUGGGAUACCCGGAUAUCCGCCAGGAUUUGGGAGGAAAAGGACAUCCGCAGCCAAAUCCUAUCGACCAUCUCUAAUACCGAACAUUCCAUUUUCAAUCAACUCGCCGCCACCCAAACUCAAAUAUAA
Molecule: messenger RNA, 357 nt
Organism: Puccinia graminis f. sp. tritici CRL 75-36-700-3
Lineage: Eukaryota; Fungi; Basidiomycota; Pucciniomycetes; Pucciniales; Pucciniaceae
Exons: 2
Coding region: 1-357 (118 amino acids)
Source: RefSeq, a predicted model, not a curated record